CCCGGACCUGGUUGCUACCUUUGCUCCCGACACCUCGAUUCUUGUCUCCCCCCCCUCCACCGACGCAGAGUGAGAGGCUAAAUACCAGCAAUCAUGUCGUUCCGCCCCGGCUCCCGCAUCUUCAGCUCCUUCCGACCUUUCUUCCAGCGCGCAAAUGCCCGCCGACGAGUCAACACAGCUGCCAGCGCCGAGCCCACUGGCUUCGCAAAGUUCUGGAACAGCCCCAUUGGGCCCAAGACUGUGCACUUCUGGGCUCCCGUCAUGAAAUGGGGCAUGGUGCUCGCUGGCGCUUCCGACUUCACGCGCCCCGCCGAGUCGCUCUCCUUCACCCAGAACUUCGCCCUCAUGUGCACUGGUGCCAUCUGGACACGCUGGUGCUUCGUCAUCCGCCCCAAGAACAUUGCUCUUGCCGCCGUCAACUUCCUCGUCUUCUGCGUCGGUGGCACACAGGUCGGCCGCAUUUACCUUUACAACCAGAGCUUGAAGAACACAGAGGGCCAGGCAAAGGGCGAGAUGCAAGACUUGAAGCACACUGCUCAGCAAGCUGAGAAGGCGCUCAAGUAAGUGUUUACAUGGGAAUGAACGGGCGAUAGUAUGAGGGUUAAGUCGUUGUUUUCUCGCAUCAGGGCAAGGAAAGGCGAGUGGGAGAAUGCCGAACAAGAAAAAAUGUACCAUCAUCUAUCUUGUACUAUCCUCCACUGCAUGAGGUUUGAAUCUUGAAGCAUAUAGAGGAACUCAUCCUCGAAGCCUUUCUCCAAUUCGGCCGUGCUGCUCUCAACUUCUGAUAUGCAGGGUGCUGUCUACAAGUGAUUUUGGGUUGGCACGACUAGACGUACAUCUCGCAAUCUGUUCAUGCAGCAUAUAUUACAUUCACCAUAGCUAAGGCGCCGUGACAUACAUAGCAUACUAUACAAAAAAAGGGUCAACCGCAACUCCUGAAAGAAAAAGAAAAGCAACUCAGGGCCCUGGGACCCGGACCCAAAACGCCAAUGCACAUCGGACACCCUGCAUUGUACCCAAAAAAAAGCGCCGUUCAAUUAAGAGAC
This is a messenger RNA of Exserohilum turcica Et28A, 1046 nucleotides long. RefSeq lists its product as uncharacterized. NCBI's taxonomy places the organism in Eukaryota, Fungi, Ascomycota, Dothideomycetes, Pleosporales, Pleosporaceae. The coding region runs from base 94 to 564 and encodes 156 amino acids. Gene Ontology annotation, molecular function: pyruvate transmembrane transporter activity. The record is from RefSeq and is a predicted model, not a curated record. Gene Ontology annotation, cellular component: mitochondrial inner membrane. The transcript has 2 exons. Gene Ontology annotation, biological process: pyruvate import into mitochondria.